Messenger RNA from Abrus precatorius (Indian licorice), 1213 nucleotides. RefSeq lists its product as uncharacterized. Lineage: Eukaryota; Viridiplantae; Streptophyta; Magnoliopsida; Fabales; Fabaceae. The record is from RefSeq and is a predicted model, not a curated record. Bases 63 to 995 code for a protein of 310 amino acids. The transcript has 4 exons.
AGAACUUCGGUUCGGAUUCAAUUGCACCGUGUUUGGGUGCAGUCGCAAGUUUUGGAAACCCCAUGAAAUCAAGGUCACACUAUGGUGGUUUUGCGGGUAUGGAGUUCCACUCCCGGCUUGGACCUAAGAAUAUGGAAUAUGGCUUCCUGAUUUUGCUCCUCUUCUUUCCUCACACCUCUGGUAAAUCCAGUGGAGUGUGUGUUUCUCAAGGGGGUCGUUUCCCUCCAUUCAAAUUUGAGGGAAACCCUCCCAGAAAGGGUCCUAAAGAUUUGACCCUUUGCCGUGUUUUUCGUAAAAAGACUUGCUGUGAUGUAACCCAUACAUAUCCUGCACUGCUGUCUGUAAGGAAGCUUGCUUCUACUGGGGAAGCUAGCCAAGAGUGCUUGCACUUAUGGGAACUGUUGGAAUGUUCCAUAUGUGAUCCACAUGUUGGUACCGAGCCUGGACCUCCUCUUAUUUGUGCAUCUUUAUGUGAGAGAAUUUACGACGCAUGUUCAAAUGCUUACUUCUCUAUGGAUGUUAAAACACAGAUUCUAGCACCUUGUGGAGUAAAUGACUUUGUAUGUGGUAGGGCUGCUGAAUGGGUCUCCAAUGGUACAGAUCUUUGUCUUGCUGCAGGUUUUCGAGUGAAGCCAUCCGGUAUUGUACAUAUUGCCUCAAAAGAAGAUUCCUGCUAUGGUGAUAAAGCAAGUCUAGGUUCAGUUGCUGAUUCGUGGAAGGCUUCACAGUUUGAGUUGACCAAGCAAGGUGAGGGCUUGAGGAUGUUUGAUGAUUUCCAACAAUGGGUAAGGGAAAUGCCAUUCGGUGAAAGAGUUUCUUGGGCUAUCGGAGGGAUGGUUCUGACAGCAGGGUUACUGUUUAUAAGCCAAAGGAAAAGCCAUAGCCAACGCCAGAAACUAGCAGCUAUAAAGCGAACUGCAAGGAAGUUGGAAGGCAAGAUGGCGGAGCAACGGUCUUCUAAUGCACAAGAACAUAGGAGAAGAAUUUCCAGAUGAGUGUUCCUUGUAUGUGAUAUUGUGAACAUACUUAAUCGUGCUAAUCUGUGGGUGAAUCUCGAGUUCUUAUUUAAAAUAAUUAAGUGAAGUCUUACUUAGUAUGUGCUUUCAACGAUCUUCCCUUCUUUCUGUUCAUAUAUACUUUGAUCUUUGAUUUUUUUCCCCUUUAAAAUGGGUUUUGUUUAAAACAAUGUAUAAAUUGGUUAUAAAAGAGUUCG